This is a messenger RNA of Miscanthus lutarioriparius, 1164 nucleotides long. Lineage: Eukaryota; Viridiplantae; Streptophyta; Magnoliopsida; Poales; Poaceae. The record is from the annotation of a GenBank genome assembly.
AUGUCCCGCGAGAAACCGCCGGCGCCCGCGCCGCCCGUGGUCUCCACGGGCUGCUCCGGCCUCAUGUCCUGCUCCUGCCUCUCCCGCCACCGCCGCGGCCCGCAGCAGCCGGCGGCGCCGCCGCGAAGAAGCGACGAUGGUGGCCCCGGCGACGCGGCCUUCGAGGUGGCGGAGAGGUGCUGGAAGAGGGUGCAGCUCCUGGAGGAGGAGGUCAAGAGGCUGAGCGGCCACGAGGUGAGGCCGGCGCCAGCAGGCGCCACCGAGCGCGUCGUCAGGGGCCACGCGGCGGAGGGAGGCGGCGAGGCCACCGAUCGCGUCGGGAACGGCGCCAAGGCCACGGCGGAGGGCGGCAGCGCAAGCACGGGCACGGGCACGGCCACAACCGCCGUAACGAGGCGUGCCAGCGUCGGUCACGGCGCCUGCUGCGGCGCGCAGGAGGUGGUGAGGCUGGAGGACGGCAGCUACAUGCGCGAGGUCAGGCGGGUUGGGCGCCCGUGGGAGCGGCUGGCCGUGCAGGUGUCGCGGCCCGCCGUCCCCGCGGACGCGGCGAGCGCGUCUGAGGUUCUUGGCAAGAUGGCAGCGAUGAGUGCCGAGGACCUGCGCAAGUUCCUGGUCCAGUUAAUGCCGCUGAAGGACAUCACCGGCCAGAAGAACCCCGGCGAGCCCGUGCGCCGGACGGCGCGGCCGAUCUCGGGGGACGACCUCGUGGAAGCUCUCGUCCUCGACGCGAUGGGCAAGCUGGAAUAUUUGGUCCUGGAAGGCCUCAAGAUCCAGAUGGCCUCACCGGCAGCGGCUACCGAACCCGCCACGGCCACGGCCGCCGCUGCCGUCGACGGGAAGCGGGACAAGGCCGUCAGCAAGGACUGCAUGGUCCACGUGGUCCUGAUGCAGGCGAGGGAUCCGAAGGAAAGGUACGGUGCCAUCGGCGACCCCAUGAUCGGGCUGAUCGAGGCGUCUCUGGAAAUGAAGGAUGCCACCACAGUGAGGCGGCGGAUGCUGGGGCUACAUGUUGCCGGAAUCAGCUUCGUAAUGAGUAGGCCCAGUGAUGGCAGAUGCGUGCUGUGGAGUGCGUAUCUGAGGCGAUGCAACGACGGCGACGGCGGAGGCGAUGGCUGCCGGUGCAUUUGCGUUCGGAAUCCGAAUUGUGUCUUACCCUCCGUGUGA